CCCCGGGGGAGAUAAAGAAAGGGGGAGCGAGGCAAGGCUUCUUUGUGUGAGGGGCCGAGCUAGCGCUGGUCGCCCCGCCCGGCUCAUGUACCGGGACGUGAACGCUGGGGCUCGUGAUCCUCACCCCCUGCCCAAGCCAGGGCGGGCCUGAGCUUUGUAAAAGGGGGGAGGGGGUGCAUCUUUCUUGGGGAGGCGGUAAGGGAAUCCUCUCCAACCCUUUACACACACACAAACACGCACACACUCAUUUCGCGAUCAAGCUCAGCCCCGAUCCCAGUCUGGGUUACCUGUCAUAGUCUGUAAGAGCCCCGACUUGUGGCUCUUGCCUUGUCCCUCGCCCCCCACGCCCUAAGCCCAGCCUGUGGCUGGUGCAUCCAACCCCCUCCUCCCUCACUGCGGGGAGGAUGCUCUAGUGUCUGGGUGUAACCCACAGCCUCCUCGCAGGACUGGAUUAGAGAGGCUCGAGAAAGGUGUUACGUCCUCCAGGUGGUGGAUCUAAUUUUACUUUGGGCUUUGAUGAGCCUACAGAACAACCAGUAAGAAAGAAUAAAAUGGCAUCUAAUAUUUUUGGAACACCUGAAGAAAAUCAACCUUCUUGGGCCAAGUCAGCAGGUGCUCAGUCAAGUAGGGAUAAUUCUGAACUAUCUGGACUCCAAAGAAGAAACUCUUCUGAAGCAGGUUCUGGAGAUUUUUUAGGUCCAAAGGGAGAAGGUGAUGUGCAUGAAAAUGUGGAGGCAGACUUACAAGUUGACCUGGGACAGAAUGAAGAGAAAUCUGUGCCUGCUGCACCUGUUCCCAGCCCAGUUGCAUCAGCGCCAGCACCAUCCAGAAGAAAUCCACCUGGUGGCAAGUCCAGCUUAGUCCUUGGUUAAAUAUGACUCUUUUUUCCUCCCCUCCAUGCUUGUGAACUGCACAACUUGAGCCUGACUGUACAUCUCUUUAAAAUUUCUUUCAUUAAAAAAAGCACUUUAUGUA
Antechinus flavipes (yellow-footed antechinus) is the source of this 975-nucleotide messenger RNA. RefSeq names its product Jupiter microtubule associated homolog 1 (gene JPT1). Lineage: Eukaryota; Metazoa; Chordata; Mammalia; Dasyuromorphia; Dasyuridae. The transcript is spliced from 5 exons. Gene Ontology annotation, cellular component: nucleus. The coding region runs from base 552 to 872 and encodes 106 amino acids. The record is from RefSeq and is a predicted model, not a curated record.